Messenger RNA from Mangifera indica (mango), 1577 nucleotides. Its product is annotated as DNA-damage-repair/toleration protein DRT111, chloroplastic-like. Gene Ontology annotation, molecular function: RNA binding. Gene Ontology annotation, cellular component: precatalytic spliceosome. Gene Ontology annotation, biological process: mRNA cis splicing, via spliceosome. The coding region runs from base 155 to 1309 and encodes 384 amino acids. The record is from RefSeq and is a predicted model, not a curated record. NCBI's taxonomy places the organism in Eukaryota, Viridiplantae, Streptophyta, Magnoliopsida, Sapindales, Anacardiaceae. The transcript has 2 exons.
UUAUCCUCGACAUCCAACCGGCCGAAAGGAUUGGUCACUACUCAUUCCUUUCUACUCCUCCGUUUGCAUUUCGGCUCAAAUCAAAUCUGGCCCCAAUUUAUUCUUAUAAUUUCAGUCUCAAAUCUCCAAGAAUUUUUUCAAUCCACAAGUUGAAAUGCUGGGUGGGUUGUACGGAGAUCUCCCUCCGCCCUCUGAUGACGACAAGCCAACCACCACCACCUCCAACGUCUGGUCCACCACUGCCAAGAUGGCGCCACCCACUCUUCGAAAACCAUCCUCAAUUUUCGCGCCACAAACCAUUCUCAAAUCCCAAUCCAAGCCCAAAACCCAAAAUCCCCAACCCAAAACCCUAAACUCCCCUAUAAUCCUCCCGUCCCCCGCCGAUACCGCUUCAUCCCCCCCUCAACCGGCCCUUGUAGGCGUCACGUCCACCGUCAUUGAAGAGUAUGAUCCCGCCCGACCCAACGAUUACGAAGAUUACCAAAGAGAACGAAAAAGAAAACAAAUGGAGGCGGAAAUGAGGAGGGAAUUAGAGAGAAGACGGCAAGAAGAAGAUGAAAGAGAGAGAGAAAGGAGAGAGAAAGAAGAGAGAGAACGAGAAAGGGAAAUAGAGCGAGAGAGGGAUUUGUCCUCUAGGGUGAAUAUAUCCGGAGAGGAAGCCUGGAAGAGACGCGCAGCUAUGAGCGGUGGGGGAGGAGUGCCGAGGUCUCCCUCCCCUCCGGGGAAUGCGGAGGUGGAUGGGUUUAGUAUAGGGAAGUCAGAGACGAGCGGGUUGGGAGUAGGGGCAAGCGGGCAGAUGACGGCGGCACAGAGAAUGAUGGCGAAAAUGGGGUGGAAGGAGGGGCAGGGACUUGGAAAACAGGAGCAAGGGAUCACAACACCGUUGAUGGCGAAGAAGACUGAUAGGAGAGCAGGGGUUAUUGUGAAUGCUAGUGAGAACAAAGCUGAGAAGAAGGUUAAGAGUGUCAACUUCAAUGGUGUGCCUACCCGGGUUUUGCUGCUUCGGAACAUGGUUGGUCCUGCUGAGGUAGAUGACGAGCUAGAAGAGGAGGUAGGAUCUGAGUGUGCAAAAUAUGGAACAGUUACCCGGGUUCUGAUAUUUGAGAUUACAGAACCAAAUUUCCCAGCUGAUGAGGCAGUGAGAAUCUUUGUUCAGUUUGAGAGAUCAGAAGAAACAACAAAAGCAUUAAUAGACCUAGACGGUCGGUUUUUUGGUGGCAGGGUGGUGCAUGCCUCAUUUUAUGACGAAGAGAGAUUUGGUAAUAACGAGUUGGCUCCAAUGCCUGGGGAAAUUCCUGGUUUCAACUGAAGUGAUGGAAAAUUAUGUUUGCAGACAAAUUUCCCUCAGUUUGAGUUUUGAUGAUAAAAUUACUAGGACUCUAAGGUGGCGUCUUCAUUUAAAUAGAUUUGCGGAAGUUUGGCACUGUUGUAACUUGUAAGUAACAUCUAGACCUGGAGUAGACUUUUUCUUUUCGCCCUUUUGGGCAGUUGGUUAGAGUCAUGCUUUGUAACAAAUUACAAAUUAUUGUAGUAUGAGGGGUUUAUUGCAGUUACAUGACUAUGUGGGUCUUUUGAAA